AUGCGGCGACGCAACAGUACUAAGUCGGGGUCGACGCUGACUCGAAGCAAGUCCACAGCCUCCUUUCGCUCUGCUGUCCAAAGGUUGGAGCAUAUUGAUCCAGUCAUUGCCGAAAGAGACGCUCAUAUUGCUGCUACCUUAUCCUUCUGCCGCGUAGGCCUUGCUUCCGACCCAGAAAUAAGACCUUGGCUUUCCCGCAACCACAGCCGCUCUGGCCGUAUGGAAUCCUGGCCAGAGGACCCAACGGGUGACGACCGUUUCCAGCAUGACUUCGAAGAGAAUGGUAUACGUCGCCAGCAAAGCGUCCGCUUCGUUAGGCAAGGCUCUCGCUCAAAGAGGCUUCAAAGUAAGGAUAACGACGCCUCCUCGGACGCAGACACCAUUCGACGUCGAAACAUACUCAAGGAUGUUGGAAAUCGAACCCAGACCCAGUCGUCUGGCAAGGUCGGACGCUCUUCCGUGAGCACUUAUACCACCAACUACGUUAAUUCAUUGCCACCAGUCGACUCAUUUGGACCAGCGGACGAGUGCGCGCCUCCUCCAGCAUCGUAUCGACACCUACGCAAGUCCCGAUCGAUGUUUUCCCCGUUGAACCACACUCCAGCGACCACAUACUACUUCAACGAUUCUUCGAAGCAAGUGAACAGAGAGUCCUCGUUACAGCCACAGUUCGUGCAAGAUAUGAAGGAGAACAAAUCUCCAACAGAGUCGAUGGGACUACGCGCACCGAAAUCAGCCAGCUUCCUAAAGUUGCGAGGCACCGCGAGUGUUGCUCGAACAAGCAGUCGAAAACUCAACGAUUUGGCGGUCCAUGAUGCCGAAGAGACUUUCCGCAGAAACAUUGAAGACCAGCAAAAACUGAAGCCACGAUCGUCUAUAUUCUUCCCACGAACAAAGAAGAGCCAGAGUACCCUAGGUCUCCGCAAAUCCAUGAGAGAGUUCGGUUCCGAUGCCCAUCUGGCGGAUACUGCAAACCCCCUAACCGUCAGCAAGGACGCCUCACUGCGGAAGAAGGCACGGAAAGUUUCCAAUAGCCUAAAAUCGAAGCUCAAGGAGAUAUUCGGGCGCAGCAAGAAAGACAAACCGGCUUCUGUAGCAAAUGAAAACGAGGCAGUAAAUGUUGGAAACGAAGACGGCAUGGAGUCCGAGCAAGAUGAUCCAUAUAUGGAUAUCAUCGAUCCAGUUCUAACGGAUGAGUGCUCCAUCUCACAGGUCCCCUCUUGUGUACCUUCAUUGCACGACGCAUGCUCAUCCCGCAGGCUUCGUUCCCGCCAAGGAAGCAUAGAGAGCAUCGGGAGCGAGAGAAACGUGUCAAAUGAAAAGUCGCGUGUGACCAGUUGGACAAGCUCGGAAACGUGUACCCUCGACAGUCAAAGUAUGCGGGGUGGCGAGCGUGAUAAACAACGGCUAUCCGUCAUCAAAGAGAAUGGUCCCCACUACUCGUCCUCCUCUUUUAGGCGACCAGGCAUAGGCGACCGCAAUCCUUACGAGUUGUCACCACCAUCGCUGUCUCCCUCGGAAAACCUAGCCCGCUCUGAGACCUCAAUGGACAAAUCCAGGACCUAUCCGGCACUCAUCGACCGCUUCCGCGAUACAAAACAGGACCAGCAGAAGAAGAACGGACUGCAACACAGUGGUGGCUGGGACUGGGACUUGAAAAGGCAUGGAUCAAACCAACUCCCAAAAUCCUACAACGAACAGAGCAUCAAAGAAGUUGCGAAACAGAAGCCGCCGACUAUCAGAUGUGUCUUACAAGAUGACGACGUAUUUCAAGACAAUUCGGGGGAGGCGGCACAAAUAGGUUUUGGUAUCGUAACCACCAACUCUCUUCCGAAUGAAGCAAAAUCAUUGUUGAGUAGCGCGGCUCACGAUCGCCAACGAUCUGAAUCGGAGGCGACCCUCGCUUCUCAGAGAGCCCAUCCAAGACCUGUUGCUAGUGAUGGACAUGGGUCCCCACCCUCAAGGUCAUCCACCAGGCACAGCGAGGACAUCACGUUGGCCCCGAGGACCUUGUCAACCCGCAGUUCUGCCUUCUUUGGCAGUCCAACGUGUCAAUUAUUUCGGACAAAAAGUCCUUACCGUAAGGCAUUGCAAGCAUCAAUCAAGGAAAGCAACCAAGCAUCGGCCGAGCUACGUUCACCAACAAUUUCGAGCCUCAAUCUUGAGCUGAUUCCUACAAGGCGUCGCCCAAGUCUAUCUGAGGAGGAUCCACGUCUUGCCUACUCUGAGAGUAUAUACUCCGAUGAACUCCGCUCGUCACGAACCACACCGCAGCUCAACAAUAAGCCAGCAGGGCCGGCUAUUCCGCCCCGACACGCCAGUCAUCGAGCGAGUCCUGUGCUUCUCGAACCAGCCUCUUUUACUGGCGUAUAUGCGGACGCUGCCAUCGAGCACAGUUCCGAUAGAAGAGCUCUUACAACUUCUCAACAUAACACUACUAUUGCCCGAGGCACACAACUUGAGCCUCUGACAUACACGCCCACAACACCAAUUGAUCGAACAGUAUCAAAUGCAAGCUCAGUGGAGUGGAAGACGUGGCUCUCCGCUAACGCAUCAAAGACUGAUGCCAAUCUAGUCAACGCCAGGGCCCAGGCUUUGACUGAAGUUCGAUACUCGAAACCAAGCAUGCCUAGAAACUUCGGUCAUGUGCGCGAGAACGCAGAAAUUGAAGAUUCGCCGUCUCCAAUGUCGUAUAAGCCGACAUGUCCUAAAACAACCAGAGUACAGACGCCGCUCAGGACGAUGAGCCACAACCCUCGCCAAGCAUCGUCUGCCAGUCGAGUUGAGAUUGGCACCAAGACACCAGUCUUUAUGACGUCUAGCAGAGAUGAGAACGCAGCUCCCAGGUCAGAUGGGCGCGUUACCAAGCAUCUUCGUGGCGUAUACGGUCCUCUAACAGUUCCGCCACGGAGCUCGUUGCGUACAACUCCUUCAAUGCCCCUAAUACGACCUCAGUCUUCUCGGAACAAUGCUCCCAUAAAGUUGGGGAACAGCGGGGCUUCAAAAAUGCGCAGCUUCGACACAAUGCCGAAACUCCUGUCAGCCGAGGUUUCUCCAAGACCAAAAAGCCGAUCUCCUAUCACAAGGUUUGGGCGCAGUGGAGGAGACAGUGAAAUCCAGUCGUCGGCAUCUAGCCCUAGACUUACAAAGGCGUUUAAGAAACAAUUUGGUCCCUUACAGACCAAAGAAAAUUCAAAUGGUCCAAAGGGGAGGUCUCCCAGGAGGAAGGACGGUCCCAUGCGCCACCGCUUGUGGGACUCCAGCGAUUAUGAUAUUGCGGACAGACCCGAUGCAAUAAACCAGCAAGACAAGAAGCCUCAGACGGGAGAAGGCAAGCAGAUGCUCGAAGGCUUCUUGAGCAGCAGACGCCAGGUCUCUAUCAUGGGUAAUGAGCCAACAGUGUUUCUUUGA
Molecule: messenger RNA, 3411 nt
Organism: Colletotrichum graminicola M1.001
Lineage: Eukaryota; Fungi; Ascomycota; Sordariomycetes; Glomerellales; Glomerellaceae
Exons: 1
Coding region: 1-3411 (1136 amino acids)
Source: RefSeq, a predicted model, not a curated record